This is a messenger RNA of Tyto alba (common barn owl), 3056 nucleotides long. RefSeq names its product caspase-8. Lineage: Eukaryota; Metazoa; Chordata; Aves; Strigiformes; Tytonidae. Bases 1502 to 2872 code for a protein of 456 amino acids. Gene Ontology annotation, molecular function: protein binding; cysteine-type endopeptidase activity. The record is from RefSeq and is a predicted model, not a curated record. The transcript has 10 exons. Gene Ontology annotation, biological process: regulation of apoptotic process; proteolysis; apoptotic process.
GUUAAAUCAUAGGUGUGUAAAGAGAAAAGAGUCUAAGCUGACUUCUGCCUUGAGUUCAGUGGGGAGAGGGAUCCAUAAUUGUGAAGUGUAAAAGACUGGUAAAGACUCCCUUGCUCAUAAUAAGGUUUGUUCAAACACAUUUUAUACUACCAUUUAUACUUUUCAGUGUAUUUUGCUUGUGUUUGUUGAGGGUUGUGUUUAUAUGGCUGCACACUGUAAUACUUGGGUGCAUGCAGUGGUACUCCAUCAGCACAAGCCCAAAGGCUUAGCACUAUAACUGUAGCUGCCAUUCAGCAAGGUUUUUUGACAUUUCUGUGUGACGUGUGGUAUAUGGUAAGAUAACAGUUUGAAAGUCUUAGGGGAGAGUGAGAUAUUCAUUGCUCUUUGCUGUCCAGACUGUACACUGUCAGUGUAACUCUAGUCGUGCAGAGCUGUGCCAGAAAGAAAUCAGCCUAGAACAAAACCAAAUGUGGUUAGUUUCUGUUGAGACUUACUAAUGGCAUAUGGAAGCAUAUGCACAUGUGCAUGCUCUCCACCUACAAAAUUAAAGAAGGGUUUUGACUUGUGCAACCCUUGUUUAGACAGAUUUAAGUGGAACUAGUGUAAAAAGAGCUUUUCUGUUGGGAAGUUGGUAUCCUGGAAGAUCAUGAUCUUAAAGUGGAAUUUGUAACAUCCACAAGUCUCUGGUAUCCCAUCUCCCCCAACUGUCGGUUUUUGUGCAGGAACUGUGUGUUCUGCCUUGUGCCUGUAGAGGCCACAGUCACCACAGUUGCUGAGUAGUCAGGAGCCUCGGCAUUUUCGCUUCCUUAAGACCACCCUUUCUGGGAGAGAUGAAUUUUUGGCAGGCUGCUGUACAAGGAAUAAAUUGGGUCACUGAGACAGUUCUAGAGGAAGCUGGAGGGACAAAACCAGGGUGCAGGGGAGCUGCGCGAAAAUGGGGACUGUAAGUUAGCAAAAGGCUGGGAACAUUUUGAGGAAGGGCGCAAGAGGAAAUGAGAAGUGAAACAGCAGGGACAAAGAGGAAGAACUGUGCCAGGAGGGCUGGUCCUUGAGACUGCUGUGUGAUUGGAGAAGCCUCUGGAAAGAGCCAACCUGGGCUUGGUCUUGUCAGCAAAAACUUUCCACACAGUGCUGAUCACAGCAUGCUUCCUCUUUCAAACAGUAACUGGGGUCUUGAUUCAGUUAAGGCACAGAGAAACUGAUGCAGAGAGAUGCAGAGGCAUUGGGAUGACAUGAAGAUGGAACCAUUUUGGACCUGAAGAUCAGACAGUGCUUGUGUCCCUCUGUGUGGCUCCCAGCCUUUGGAUAAAACAACAGCUCGUGCCAGUGAAAUAAGUCAGACACGUUUUUUGAUCUGUUACUAGCAUAUGCCUUUUGGAAGGAAUUUUUAUGCCUCAUUCUAUCAAAGGGAAAUUAUCUUCCAUGAAAGUGCAUGUUAGAAAUAGACUAGUGUGAGUUGGAGAAGGACUUCAGAGGAAGGAGAUUCAAAUCCGGAUGUAAAAUGAGCACAGGCUUCCACAAACUCCUUUUUGACAUUUCUGAGGCUUUGAUCACAGAUGAACUAGCGGCUCUGAAGUUCCUCAGCCUGGAGCACGUCCCCAUGAGGCAGCUGGAAGCCAUCGAAGAGCCCAAGGCCUUCUUCGAAGCGCUGCAGAAGAAAGGGAUGAUCGAGGCGGGGAGCCUGUCCUUCCUGAAGGAGCUGCUGUUCCGGAUCAGUCGGAUGGACCUCCUGGCUGCCCACCUGGGCUCCAGCCGAGAGGAGAUGGAGAGAGAGCUUCAGAUCCCUGGCAGGGCAAAGGUGUCGGCCUACAGGCAACUGUUAUAUGGAAUUGCAGAGGACUUGACUCCAGAAGAUGUCAAGCACGUGAAGUUCCUGCUCCAAGAACAAAUACCAAAGAACAAGCUCCAGGAUAAUGCUUCAAUGUUGAAGGUCUUACUGGAAAUGGAAAGAAAUGGGAUAAUUAAAGAAGAUGACCUGGCAGUGCUGAAAGAUAUAUUAAAGGGAUUUAGAGCUGACAUAAAGAAAAAAAUUGAUAUCUAUGAAGGAAAAAAAAAAGAAAAUGAUUCUAAGGAAAAACUCCACUAUCCACUGUCUGUGUGUCCAGCAGGACAAGGAGCAGAGGUGGAGACACCACACAUGCCUGUGGAAUCAUAUAAGAUGAAAAAUAACCCCCAUGGUUACUGUGUCAUUCUUAACAACCACAUUUUUAAAAAUCCGUAUGAAGCCAGAGAAGGAACAGUAAAAGAUGGAGAGGCUGUGAAGAGGGUCUUUAAGUGGCUUCAGUUUGAGACAGCUGAGUACAUGAAUCUAGAAGCAAAGCAAAUGUAUGUGAAAGUUAAAGAAUACAGCAGAAAAGAUCAUAGUAACAUGGACUGUUUUGUUUGCUUCAUUUUUUCCCAUGGUGAAAAAGGCAAAAUAAAAGGAGCUGAUCAUGAGUUUGUAAAUAUUAAAGAUUUAGUCUCCUGCUUCAGUGGAUCUAAUUGUCCUUCUCUUGCUGGCAAACCCAAGCUGUUUUUCAUCCAGGCUUGCCAAGGCUCUGUAGGUCAUCCAGCUGUCACAGUAAAAGAAGACUUCUCUGGCCAUUUUGAGACAGACGCUACCCCUCUGAAUUCCAUUCCUGAUCAAGCUGAUAUCCUGGUUGGCAUGGCUACAGUGGAAGACUAUGAGUGCUACCGCUGUACAGAGACUGGCAGUGUUUACAUUCAAUGCCUCUGUGACAAGAUGGAGUUGCUUUGCCCACUCCACAAGGAUCUCAUAACCAUCCUGACAGAAGUGAACAAGGAGGUGGGAAGAAGAGUCUUAAAUGGAUGGAAGCAGAUGCCAAAGAUAACAUCAACCCUACGGAAGCAAUUGAUCUUCCAAAUUCCAUAAUGUCAGUCAAUUGAAAAGUAGAAAAAGCUCUUAGGGGAUGGUCUGUUUUGGAUGGUUAACAACUGCUGGAAGGAAGGUCCCAUGCCAUUAGAUCCACUGCUCUGAGAUGCCGUCUCCUCUUGGCAGCUACCUUUAGCUCCUGUGGACUCUUCUGUUUUAAUAAAUAUUCUUCGUUUUCACAUCA